Molecule: messenger RNA, 1219 nt
Organism: Schistosoma haematobium
Lineage: Eukaryota; Metazoa; Platyhelminthes; Trematoda; Strigeidida; Schistosomatidae
Exons: 2
Coding region: 143-898 (251 amino acids)
Source: RefSeq, a predicted model, not a curated record
AAACAAAUAACUCCUAUUUUCGUCCAUGUUCAAAGCCCUAGACCUAAAACUUUACAUGAAUAUAUUAAUCAUUAUGAACAUUAGUUCCUAAGAUCAUGAUCAAAUGCAUUCUAACCUCUUCUAUAAAAUCGCUUAAUCACCAAUGGAACAAAUAUCUAAUAUAUUGGAACACGUAUGUACUAUUUUCACUGUAAAUACUCCCGGUUGUCAUUGCUUCCUUAAAAUUUUUUUGAAUGCGAAAGGAAUUAGGCGCGACUCACUUAGUGCAUAUCUGACUUCUAAAAGGGAAAUAAUAAUAAAUGCAAGAACCGAAACAAGCAAAACAGAUGAAAUCAUUUGUCGUGAAGUUCAAAAUAAGCUUACUGUGCCUCAGAAUGUGAUGGCUGAAAACUCUAAAAUCAUGUUAUUACGAAAUGGUCUCCUUCUAAUUGAUAUUCCAUAUAUGUCUUUUGAUUUAAGCAAACCAAGACAAAGUAAAGAAUGUGAUGGUAUAACAUUACAGGAAUGCAAAAGUUCUGUUCCAAAUGAGCCUGAUAUCGAACUGGAUAAUGGUGAAAAAUUACAAACACAACAUCUUGAUCGACAUAAAACUAUUCGCGAAGGGAAUAAACUCAUUUUCGUGAUCCCCUUAGACAAAAAUUUCAAGGAAGAGAAUAUAAAGGUUACUGUUGUACAACGUUCAGUAUGCAUAACAAUUACUAACCUUGAUUAUUCAAUAGUGAAACAUAACUCUAAUAAAUCUGAUUCCAAACAUCUUGUCCAAAGAACAUAUUAUAAAGAAUAUGAGGCUUCUGAUUGUAUUCCUGAUCCUGAAUCAAUUAAUUUUUAUGUUGAUAAUAAUCGUCUUAUUGUUAAUUUAAACAUAACCAAAACGUCACAACAAUCUCAGAUAACAUGAAAAUUCCUCUUAUACAGAACCUCAUUUUAUAAAUAGUAACAGUGGGAAAGUGUUUGAUUAUUUUGAAUUUUAUUUUUUCAACAUGGACUGUAAUUUAUCAUACUACUCUAUUACAAUCAGGACAACUCAAAGGACAUAGCGGGUAAGUAGAAAAGCCAAGAAUGAACAAAAUACCAGUGGCAUACACGUUUUCACACCGAGUCAUCAAUUCUUGGAACCUGUUACUCGUGGCAGUGGUGUCAGCAUCUUCAAAUGACUCAUUCAAAAUAAGAUUAUACCCUCACAGAGAUAUACUGAAAAAAGAAUAACAUAUACCGCAAA